GAGAUGAGAGCGCCGCCUGCUGAUGAAGAAUGGUUGUACAUUAGCUUGAGAUGAAGCAGCUUUCACGGAAUCACCGGGAUACAGCAGCAGCAUCGCUCGCGAUUUCGCAGGGCCUUCGUUACCGUUAGUUGUUGAGAAUCAGAGGGAUCACAGAUGUAGCUAAAGGAGCAUUGCGUUGCCCCUGCUGGUCCCUGCACUGCAUGGCUUCACCAGCUGGUGUCUCUCAUCGUGUUUCCAUAACCCCAGUCCUGCACACCCUCAUGCUGGGGUCGCAGGCCUCUCACAGACGGACCAAUGACUGCCUGGAUUGUUCUGCCUGUCAGCCUGUCUGCCUUCUCCAUCACUGGGAUAUGGAUUGUGUAUGCCAUGGCAGUAAUGAACCACCACGUCUGUCCUGUUGAGAACUGGUCAUACAAUUUGACAUGUACAGAGGAAACAGCAAAGAGGGGCUUUCCAAAGACCUGCUGCACACUUCAAGACAUCCCGCUUAUCAGUAAAUGUGGUUGCUAUCCACCAGAGAGCUGUCUCUUCAGUUUGAUAGGCAAUGUUGGCGCCUUUAUGGUGGUCAUGGUGUGCAUGUUGCGCUAUGCUCAAGUGAUUGAACACAGCCACCACGGCUGGACCAACACAAGCGCUUUGGUGUCUGGGUGCAUUAAUGCCCUUGGCCUGGUCAUGGUGGGCAACUUUCAGGUCGAUCAUGCAAAGACUCUUCAUUAUGUGGGAGCCGGCGUGGCAUUUCCCGCAGGUCUGCUGUUCGUGUGUCUGCAGUGCGUUUUGACGUACCGAAUAGCAGAGACAGCGCUGGACUACUGGAUGGCUCAUGUGCGUGUCGCUCUCUCAGCUGGAGCUCUGAUAUCGCUUGUUCUCAGUGGAAUCUUCUUUGUCCACGAGAGCUUUAUGUUACAGCAUGCUGCGGCCAUCUGUGAAUGGGUCUUUACUGUGCUGGUCCUGGUGUACUAUGGCACCUUCACCUAUGAGUUUGGCACUGUCAACAGCGACACCAUAAUGGCAACCUUAAUGAAGCGCAGUCAACAUCACCAUCCGGGACCAGGGGUCAUCAUGGGGGGUAUCGGGAAAGGUGUUGCAAUGGGGUGUGGUGCCCGCAGCCUCAAGUCCCCUGGGGGCAGCAGCACCUCCACACACCUCAACUGUACACCGGAAAGCAUUGCCAUGCUUUAGGGCAUUAGCGAUACAGAAUUCUCUCAGACCUCAAAACUUGUCUCAGACAGACCUCUUUUCUCAUUUACACCUGCGACUCACGGAUUGGUUGAAAACUACAGCCCCGCUGACCAGCACAAAUGAAACCUGUGAAUCGGAAUGAAUUUACUGCAAUAAUUAAUCUCUAACGGUGCGUUCAAAUGCUGACAGCGAUAAAACCCCUGUAAUUCUGAAAGUCAUAGUGGGUAAUUCUUAAGAAAUCUAGAUUUUUUUUAAAUACUUGCAUCAACAAAUUUCCUUUUUAGGCAUUAAAAAUAAUGUCUUGCGUGUUUAAAAGCAUUCAUUUUUAACACUUUUUUUCAAAACAAGACCUUCAAAAUCUCAUUACUAUAACAGUCCAAAAAUGUCAAUAUCAUAGCAUGUUUUGCUAAAAAAAGAAAAGCCAUAAUGCCGAAGCAGAAUUUGUAUUAAUCUUACAUAAUUAGACAUUAAUGAAGUAUAUUCUUAUAUUUCUAUAUCAUUUUUUAAAUGUAAAAACUUACUAGUAUGGGUAAUGAUAAUCAAUAUUGUCAUACUGUAUACACAGUAUGGCAAGAGAAUAUUAAACUUGCUAGAGAUAUAUAAAGAAAUCUUUAAAUCUGGCAGAUACUUACAACAAAAUCGAGCUUAAUGGAUCUUUGUGUGUAAACAGUCCUUAAAAAUGUUAAGGAGGUGAGAACAUCAGUCAUAGACACCACUAUUCCUUCACUUUUGUUAGCAUGAACAUUCUGUCAGUUCGUCCAGUUAUUUUUUCCAGAAUAUUUUAAUUUCACUCUGUUUAAUUUACAUAUCAUGUACUCCGACAUGGCUAGACCUGUUACAGUGAUGACAUUUUCAGCAGAAAAUCAAAAUUCUGUUACACGUUCUGCUCAUGUUUCAUAAAUGAGGUCCAAUGAUUUGGAUCCCAUGGUGACUGAAAAAUCGCUGUUGGAGUAUACGCUUCUUAAAUCUGCUACAGAUCUGCCAGCAAUACCAAGACACUUUGCUAGACAAAGAAGAUAAAUGGCUAAAUUUAUCUAACCUUACUUCACCUGUCUAAUCUGUAGGAACUGUGAAUACAUCAUUGGUCAAGCCAUUACUGUAGCAAUACAGAUGUUAGUUCAGUUGCAACAGCCAUUGAUGCAAGUAGUUUGUGGCAAGUGCCAACUCUUCAGCGUCCAGCUGUACAGAAAAGAAAUGACAGUAAAAAACGAACAUUUAGGUUAAUCUCUGUAUAGAGAUUAUAGAGAUCUGUAUUUUAAAGCCAAUGUGGUAUCAUCCAAGUGCUACACAUUGUGCUUGAUCCAAAAACUGCCUGCACGAAUCUGUUGCAUCCCAGGGGUUCUGGAAAUGAGAUCUAUAGUAUUUUAAGACCAGGGCAAACCAAUAUUUGUUGUGUCCAGUCAUCUAUGUUAUGUUAUCCAUGAGCCAUUGUUCCUGGACUCACUAAAAUCAAGUGGUAGAAGAACGUACAGUAUAGAUGUCACAACACUCACAUCUUUUCCAUUUCAAAACAGCAAAUACUUGUGUAAAAAACAAUCUGCUAUAAAUGUAAUGUCAUUUGAGGAUUUGUAUUUUAAUGGUAAACCAAAUUUUUUUAUUUUACUGCUUCUGCAUUUACCACCAAAAAGUCAUUCACUAAGCACACUCCAGGUUUCAGGUCCAGUCUGUCAUUUACAGUAAUUGUCAUGAUGUCAGGAGGGAUGUCAGGAUAUUGAUAAAGGGUAUUGUUACUGUUUGAGUGCGGUUCACUUGACAUUGCGCCACUGUAGGGAAACUCCUUUUUAUCUUCAUGCUGAAACGUUAUUAAAUGAUGUACUGUAGGGGAAUAUUCAGUAUUCUGGUGAAAAUAAAUUGCCCCAUAACAUCAGGGAACCAAGGUUCCCAAGGAUUUAGAGAUUUAUUCAUUUAAACAUUUCCUUUAUGUAAAUGAUACAGAGCGAUUGUUACGAAGAGCUGCUUGUAAAUGAAUGUCUUUAGCUAAGCAAAUAAAAUAUGAGUACUGCACUGAGACAAGGGCCUAGUCAAUAAUACGAAAAGAAGACCACUUCGUAAAUAGCAUCGCACUGUUAACACUAUUCUUCAUAGACAUUGCAUCUUGUUAUAUAUGGAAUACUCGGAAUGUUGGAAAAUAUGUAGUGCACUAAGGGGGAAAAUAUUUUUUUUGAAUUUAGUGGUCCCGAAAUGUGAAAUCCUCUAUAAUAUGCUGUAUUUUGACUACACAGUAUUUUAGUUUCAAAAUAUUGCUCCUUCAAAAGCAGUAUGUGUUAUAUUAAUACACGUUAUAGAAACCAGUGAUGGUUGGUUAUGCGUUUUGUAUAUUAUAUUUUUUCUUUGUAAUGCAGACAAUGAAAUGGUGCAAUAUUCAACUUUGUUAAAGUACUUGCAAGCAGGUAUACCUCGAUCAGAAUCCUACUAAAAUCUUGAGAAAAUGUUGAGUUCCUGAAGGAGCUCAGAUAUACAGUAUAUUCAUGCAUUUUAACCGCAUUUAUUUAUGUUGUUUUAUGUUUUCUCCUGUGAUAGCUACGGCUUCAUAAUACUCAGACAACCACAUUACAGAGAUGCCACAAUCUUUUCUUUUGAGUUUUUCGAGUUAUGUGAUACAGAGGUGCCUUUCCUUAUGGUCCUUAAUGUAUCUGAGGCCCUUAUCACAAGUGGAUUUUUUCAGUCAUAAUGACAGAUUUUCUGAAACAUGAAAUGGAAGAUGAAAUUGAUCUUGUUACAGUUCACACCGCAACUUUCUGUUUUCUGUUAUAACCGAACAAUCUGCAUGUUUUCUUAUCUCUAACACAGGUUUGUUUUGUGAAAUAAAAUGUACCUGAUUUUCAUAGACACUGUUUGCUACAAAGGAUGUUUUCUGCAAGUUUCAAACUGUUUACAGCACAGUUGUAUCAUGUUUAAUAUAGAAUUUAGAUGACCAUUCAAAUAGCUUACUAUGUCUCUUGUCUAUAAGGGGCGAAAUAAACACAUUUUCA
This is a messenger RNA of Triplophysa rosa, 4151 nucleotides long. It is a transcript of the gene tmem150ab, whose product is annotated as transmembrane protein 150Ab. The record is from RefSeq and is a predicted model, not a curated record. The coding region runs from base 295 to 1179 and encodes 294 amino acids. The transcript has 8 exons. Lineage: Eukaryota; Metazoa; Chordata; Actinopteri; Cypriniformes; Nemacheilidae. Gene Ontology annotation, biological process: protein localization to plasma membrane.